AUGCCCCGGCCGUCCACACGUGCAAUCGGCCUCGCAUUCGAAAACCACACCCAGCGCUUCUUGAAUGGCGACCUGCGCAUGGCUCUUGCGCACGUGGGUGGGCGAGGGGACGGCGGCGUCGACCUGCGCGGGUUCUGGUGGGUGCCGCGACGACCUCGGCGCAGGGUGAGCAAGGCCGAGGGGAGCGGCGCGGCUGGCAAGAGUGAGGGCGAGGGGAGCGGCGCGGCUGGCAAGAGUGAGGGCGAGGGGAGCGGCGCGGCUGGCAAAAGUGAGGGCGAGGGGAGCGGCGCGGCUGGCAAAAGUGACGGCGAGAAGGAGGGAGGACGGGUCUGGAAGCCUCCGCCUCCACCAGGACUCAAGCGCGAUGGCACGCCUGGCGCACGGAUUCGGCCUUUCCGGGUUGUGGUUCAGUGUAAAGCUGAACGGCGCGCUUUGGGGCCGCGCAUCGUGCGCGAGUUUGAGGGGACGUUGGGACAUUUGGCCGCGCAAGACGCGCGCGUCCCAAUGAUCGGUGUGCUCUCAAGCCAGAGCGGGUUCAGCCUCGCAAGCAUGGAACAUGCCGUUCGAACGCGCGUGCCUCUCCUUCUUCUACAUCUGGAGGGUGGCCGGCCGGACGAGGAGGCUGGCCUCGACGAUCGACCCGAGCCCGAGCCAGAACCGGAACCGGAACCGCAACCCGUCGAUGGAGGCCCCACGAUUCCAGUCACUGGAGCGUGGUGGAACGCAUCGCUUGGUACCCUGCUGGCCGACGCAGGGAUCCAACUUCGUCGCGAGAUCGUUGGGGGAGGCACGCGUGUCGGCGUGUUGACAGCCGGCGAGCGGAUGGGACGGUAUGGUCCGCCGGCGCCAUAG
Cutaneotrichosporon cavernicola is the source of this 852-nucleotide messenger RNA. RefSeq lists its product as uncharacterized. The coding region runs from base 1 to 852 and encodes 283 amino acids. The transcript is spliced from 2 exons. The record is from RefSeq and is a predicted model, not a curated record. Gene Ontology annotation, cellular component: mitochondrion. Lineage: Eukaryota; Fungi; Basidiomycota; Tremellomycetes; Trichosporonales; Trichosporonaceae.